AUGCCCAAAACGAUGAGAGCAACAGCUGGACUUAUCUUACUUGGUAUCAUAGCUAUUAUAAUCGCUGUUCAAACUGUUUGUCUCACAGAACCAAUUGAUUUAUCUUCGCUUCGUUGGAGUAUAAAAGCUACAAGUACCACCGGUUUGUCAAGUCAACCGGAUGCCGAUGCUCGGGCACUUUCUUUUUGUACUGGUAUAACAUUGGAUGCAUCAAGUACAUUGUUCAUUGCUGAUUAUGAAAAUAGUCGCAUACAGAAAAAGAUUUCUAAUGCACUGAAUUUAACAACAAUUGUUGGUAAAGCUAAUAUAAACUCAACAAACACGUCAACAACACUGAAUCUACUGACUGAUGUAGCUGUUGAUUCAACUGGAAAUAUUUCCGGAGCUGAUAGUGCAACUGGGACAGGUAAGAAAAAUGAACUUGGAUCAUUGAGUGGAACAAUAGUUGCUGGUGAAAAUGGUGCAGGGAAAGAUAUAACACAAUUAUUUUGUCCACAUGGAAUUUAUUGUGAUUUAGCAACAAAAAGUCUCUACAUAAGUAAUUUUGCUGCGAAUAACAUUAUUCGUUGGGUCAUUGGUGAUCAUUGUUGGACACUUGUCGCUGAAGUUUGA
This is a messenger RNA of Adineta ricciae, 612 nucleotides long. NCBI's taxonomy places the organism in Eukaryota, Metazoa, Rotifera, Eurotatoria, Adinetida, Adinetidae. The record is from the annotation of a GenBank genome assembly.